GCUUCCGUUGCUCGAGGCCGCGCGGGGCCGCUCGCUCGCCGGAGCCCGGCACAGUCGGGAACCCGGCGGGCCGCGCGGCCGGAUGAAGGGCGCGAUGGAGCCGGAGCCGGAGGUGCUGCUGCAAGAAGCCCGCGAGAACGUGGAGGCGGCGCAGAGCUACCGGCGGGAGCUGGGCCAGCGGCUACAGGGGCUGCGGGAGGCGCAGAGGCAGAUAAAGGAGAGUGCUUCACAGACAAGAGAUGUCCUCAAACAACAUUUCAGUGACUUAAAAGGAACCCUUGGAAAGCUGUUGGAUGAGCGAUUGGUGACUCUUUUGCAAGAAGUGGACACCAUUGAACAGGAGACCAUCAAACCGUUAGAUGACUGCCAGAAGCUCAUAGAGCACGGAGUUAACACUGCAGAUGACCUGGUCCGAGAAGGUGAGAUCGCCAUUCUUGGUGGUAUAGAAGAACAGAAUGAUAAAUUGUGGAACUUUACCAAAAAGGCCGCACACAUUCAGUUGGACAGCUUACCAGAAGUGCCUUUGCUAGUUGAUGUGCCCUGUUUGUCGGCUCAGCUGGAUGAUUCCAUUCUCAACAUAGUGAAAGACCACAUUUUUAAGCAUGGAACAGUAGCUUCCCGCCCACCAGUGCAGAUUGAAGAAUUAAUAGAGAAACCUGGAGGCAUCAUAGUGCGAUGGUGUAAGGUGGACGAUGACUUUACAGCCCAAGAUUACAGGCUCCAGUUCCGUAAAUGCACUGCAAAUCAUUUUGAAGACGCGUAUGUAGGUUCUGAAACUGAAUUCAUAGUGUUGCACAUAGACCCCAAUGUUGAUUAUCAGUUCAGAGUCUGCGCCCGAGGAGACGGCCGGCAGGAGUGGAGUCCUUGGAGUGUCCCCCAGACAGGCCACUCCACUCUGGUGCCUCAUGAGUGGACAACUGGCUUUGAAGGGUACAGUCUGAGUAGUCGGAGGAACAUAGCACUGCGAAAUGACGCUGAGUCCUCGGGCGUUCUCUACUCCAGUGCUCCAACCUACUUCUGUGGACAGACAUUGACCUUCAGAGUUGAGACUGUGGGACAGCCCGACAGAAGAGACAGCAUAGGAGUGUGUGCGGAGAAGCAGAACGGCUGCGACUCUCUGCAGCGGGAUCAAGCUGUGUGCAUCAGCACAAAUGGUGCAGUUUUUGUCAAUGGAAAAGAAAUGACUAAUCAGUUGCCUGCAGUUACCUCUGGAUCCACUGUCACAUUUGACAUUGAAGCUGUGACUCUGGGAACCGCUAACAGUGAAGGCGGAAACGUCAAGCUCCGGGUGACCAUUAGCUCCAGUAACAGGGAGGUGGUGUUUGACUGGCUGCUUGACCAGGCCUGUGGCUCUCUGUACUUCGGAUGCUCCUUUUUCUACCCGGGGUGGAAGGUGCUGGUGUUCUAGCAUCGGGAGGCCUCAGCUUUGGGGUGAGCGUCCCUAUCCUCAGCCUAGUUUAGUUGUGUCUGACUUUUAAAAGGUGAACUUACCUCUGGGACCACCAGAAAUAGAGAGCGUGGCUGGGUUUGCAUUGUAACAUUUCAGUAAGGGGCCUGUGGCGGUGGCGGCAGCCUUUAAUCCCAGCAUCAGGAGGCAGAGGCAGGUGGAUCUCUGUGAGUUCAAGACCAACCUGGUCUACAGAGCAAGAUCCAGGACAGCCAGGGCUACACAGAGAAACCUUGUCUCACCCCCCGCCCCCAAAAAAAGUAAUAUUUCAGUAAGAAGUGAGCUGAAUGGGGUGGACAAAACCAUAGUUCAAUUUUAUUUUUAGCAUAAAUACCAAACUAGCUUUAAAACUGCAUACUUUUCCACUGUUCUUCUUCCUAAAGCAGGUCGUUAGGACAGAAAAAUGUCACAUGAUUAAAUCUUCAAGAUCAAAGGCCGUAAGAACAACAGAAGAAGGCAGCUAGAGAGCAGGGCUCUGGAGUACUGUCAGUCCUGUUGCUCCUCCGGCCCCCACCCCUUGAGUGCGCUGACUGUUCCUGGGUUCAGUAGUCUCUGGCUCAGAAAGCUUAGUGGUUUCUGCAUGUUCACAGUGCCUGAGCAAGCGUCUGUGACAGCCAGUGUCAGCAUCCUCCCUCUUCCCUGGCAGUGCCAGACAAAGUAGGAUGGAGAGAGCCGGGCUGUGGUGACGCACGCCUUUAAUCCCAGCACUCUGGAGGCAGAGCCAGGCAAAUCUGUGAGUUCGAGGCCAGCCUGGUC
This is a messenger RNA of Peromyscus leucopus (white-footed mouse), 2203 nucleotides long. It is a transcript of the gene Crlf3, whose product is annotated as cytokine receptor like factor 3. The transcript has 8 exons. The record is from RefSeq and is a predicted model, not a curated record. The coding region runs from base 83 to 1408 and encodes 441 amino acids. NCBI's taxonomy places the organism in Eukaryota, Metazoa, Chordata, Mammalia, Rodentia, Cricetidae. Gene Ontology annotation, molecular function: protein binding.